GGGGGGGGGGGCAAAAAAAAAGGGGGGGUCACCCGUGUCCCCGCCCUGAACGGAUCGCAGCGAUCGCGGCGGCUCCGCUCGGAGCUGUCAGGUCUCGGUCCCCCGAGGGUCUGUGCCCCCCCCAUGGCGGGGGGGUAUUUCCAGCACGGGGGGGUCUCUUUCCCGGCAAUCCUUUACUCCCCCCGUUCGCUCGAAGCCGCCCGAGAGUUCCCGGUGGAGGACGACGAUGUCUUUAACGUCACUUAUCAGAAAUCCGGGACUGUGUGGAUGCUGGAGAUCCUGAGCCUGAUCCGGAGCGAUGGGGACCCUCACUGGUGCCGCUCGGUGCCCAACUGGGAUCGGGGGCCGUGGCUGGAGACGGUGCUGGGGCUGCGGCGGGCGAAGGCGAACCCCCGCCCGCGGCUCAUCAGCUCCCACCUCCCCAUCCAGCUCUUCCCCAAAGCCUUCUUCAGCUCCAAGGCCAAGGUGAUCUACACUGUGCGGAACCCUAAGGACGUCCUCGUUUCCCUCUUCCACUUCUCCCGCAUUUUCCGCCCCUAUAAAGACCCGGGAACCCUCGAGCAGUUCCUGCACAAAUUCCUGCAGGGCGACGUGCCGUUCGGGUCGUGGUUCGAGCACGUCCGGGGGUGGUUGGGGCUCCGCGGGGCGCACAACUUCCUGUGCAUCAGCUACGAGGAACUGCAGCAGGACCUGCGUGGCUGCGUGGAGCGUCUCUGCGGGUUCCUGGGCCGGGAGCUGAGCGCGGCGGCGCUGGACGCGGUGGUGGCCAACGCCUCCUUCGCCGCCAUGAGCCGCAACCGCAUGAGCAACUUCAGCCUCUCGCCCCUCUUCAUCCUCGACCUGCGCAGAGGGCCCUUCCUGCGCAAGGGGAUCUCCGGGGAUUGGAAGAACCACCUCACACCGGAGCAAAGCGCCCGCUUCGACCGCGUCUACCGGGAGCGCAUGGCCGGGCUGGGGGUCACCUUCCCCUGGGACCCCCCCCCGGACCCCCCCGAGGGGGAAACAACCCUUGGGACCCCCCCUGAGGAGGAAGAGGAGGAGGAGACCCCCCCGAGACCUCAGGAACCCCCCCAACCCUGACCCCCCCCUCCUCCUGAGC
Molecule: messenger RNA, 1099 nt
Organism: Cuculus canorus (common cuckoo)
Lineage: Eukaryota; Metazoa; Chordata; Aves; Cuculiformes; Cuculidae
Gene: SULT2B1
Product: sulfotransferase family 2B member 1
Exons: 7
Coding region: 124-1080 (318 amino acids)
Biological process (GO): sulfation
Cellular component (GO): cytoplasm
Molecular function (GO): sulfotransferase activity
Source: RefSeq, a predicted model, not a curated record